This is a messenger RNA of Didymodactylos carnosus, 261 nucleotides long. NCBI's taxonomy places the organism in Eukaryota, Metazoa, Rotifera, Eurotatoria, Philodinida, Philodinidae. The record is from the annotation of a GenBank genome assembly.
CCACUAAUUUUAAUUGUAUUUUUUGUGUAUGCAAGCAAGAAACGUUAAUAUCAGUUGGAAAGAUCUACAAUUCAAUACUUGUAGUGUGUUUUUUUCAUUGUGUUUUUUGCAUGAAGGCCCUCUUAUUCAUUAGAUCCAAUGUUUGCUGACACAUUAGAAAAAAUGAUAGAUGAUUUAACAUCGACAUCACCUUUACGUUGCUGUUUACGUGGUCUAACACAAUACUGUGCGGCCAAUUUUGUCAAAAAUAAAAAAUCAUAG